CGAAGAAAUACUAUGUAUCUGUUGACGUCUGCGUUGUUGUGAGGAUUUUAUCCGUUUAUUUGAUCGUCAGAGCUGAGUCAUCGUUUGCAAUAGUUUGCUUAAAUGUGAUAGAAUUGCAGUUAUGACUGAUGUCGAAGAUGCCUUUACAUUGGACGAAGAUGAGGUGAGUGAGGAAGACAAAGCAUACAACAGAAAGAGGCCGACUGAAGUAUCAUGGGAUAGUGAUGAUGAUCUCUUAAAAGAUGACCCUUUUCCAACUUUUGGCAAAAAGGCAAGACAUGAUUUUUCAGAUGAAGAACUUGAUGAAGAUGUGCUGUUAGGCAUAAGUGACAAUGAGGAAGACGUAUUAAAUGCAAGUGGUGAUGAUGGACAAGAUAUUUUUGAUAAUUUCAGCAAAACUGAACCUGUAGAUGGUGUUGAUAUACUUUUAAAUGAAGACAUAUCAAACUUAGAUGGUGAUGUUUUGGAUAUCGGUAUUGACAACACAGAUAUCUUGGAUGAAGAUGUGUCCACUCAAGUAUAUGAUUCAGAAGAAACGUUUGUUGAUACAACUGAAACACAAGCAGUGGUACCAGAAAUUAAGGAGGAAUUACCAGAACAGGAAGUGGAAACGGAACUUGAUGACACACUGGAAGAUGAAAACCAAGUGUUAGAUGAUUCCCUUCUUGAAAGCAGUGAAAGUGAAGGUGACGAUGACGAUACCCGUACACGUUUCAAGUCAGAAAGACAGGACUCUGCAGUAGUGGUGUCUACAAGUACUGCUGGACGAAAGCGAGAUAUACCUGAUACACUCGAGGUGAGUGCCGAAGUUCAAGCAAGUAUUGAUGAGUUUGACCAGAAAUUAAAGCAAAAGAAACAGAGAAAUCAUCGAGGGGGUUACUGCAAUCGUCAGUAUCAAGGUAAUGGAAGAGGAAUGGGUAUGCAGCAACACAGACCCAUGCAGCUUGGUUUGUCACAGGGACCAGCUGGAAUACAGCUGCAACACAGGCCGAUUGGGAUGCAACAACAACGCCCACAGAACAGUGGCUCUUUACAACCGAAGAAAAUUCAUAUUAAUCCACAUUUUAAAGGCACAGUGAAUGUCAGACCUGACAUUGAUGGUUCAUUUUCAGGUGCAUUAAGAUGGGAUAGGACCAGCAUGUCACCGUCAGCAAGCCAACCAUCGUAUCCUCCAUCGCUGCUAUCAGAAUCCAUCAGACCAUCUUACCAAACAUCAGUGCCAUCUGUAAUGCAGCAGCAUCCUUCCCAACCAUAUCAGUAUAGAACCACAUUUAAUAGACCACCAAUGAAAGAAACAUGGGGUGCACCCCAGUCCAGGCAUCCAGGACCACCAGGAUCUAUGUAUCAACCAUCUUACUCUCCAAUGUCUUCUCACGGUCGACCACCAAUGUCAGGCCCACCUAGAUAUUCUCAACCACAGCAGCCUCCAGGAUAUCAAAAUGCCAGACCACCAUAUCCAGGGAGCAGACCACCAUACCCCGGUGCCAGACCCCCAUACCCCGGUGCCAGACCACCUCGUCAAGGUGGGAUGCCAGGACCAAUGACAGGACCACCACCACCACCCAGACAUAGUGGUGGCUACCCUUAUCCGAGAGAGCGGCAGCCAUUCAUGGGAGAUAGUGGUCUACCACAACGAAUGCCACACUCAGAACCGAUUCAGCCAAGACCAAUUCUUUCUCAGCAGCCACGCCAGAGGCUUCCCACACCAUACCAUUUGCCACAGCAACCAAAUAUACAACAACAUCCAAGAAUGCAGCAGCCACGUCUUCAGCAUUCACAACAGGGACAGCCAAGACUACACCUGCCCCAGACAAGCCAACUUAGGCCACCACAGCCUAAAGUCAGCAUUCCAAGGGCACCUGCUCCCUUAAUGAACCUUACUCCGCCUGCACAAAUAGAAAAGACAGCACCACAGCAACAACAACCGCCGAAGGAAGAGGAACCAAUGGAUGAGGAAACAAGGAUUAUGAAAAUCAAACUAGAUGAACAAAAGAAAUUACGAGAAGCGAUUCAGAAGAGGAAAGAAGAGAGAAGACAACAAAUGGCAAUAAAGAGACAGGCAGAACUUAAGAAGAAAUUUAUGCUUGAACAAGGUGGUGGUGACGCCAGCACACAGGUGGCUGCUGUACCUGUGGUUGAACCAGUAAUUCAAACUGUUGAUAAGCAACAGCCAAUGAUGCAACUGCAACAUGAGACAUCAGAACAGCAAGGACAGCUGCAGUUUCAGCCAGGACAGUCAUUACAACAGGGACAGCAAGUAUCACAAGUUUUGCAAUUUUCGCAGCAGAAAUUGAUGCCAAUGCAGCAAAAACUGCAACCUGGACAAAGAAAAGUGUUGUUGACCAAAAAGGCGAAGCUGCAGCAAAUGAAGCUUCAGAAGCAAAAGCCCCAAAAACUGCAGCAUCAACAAAAUAUGCAGCAACAGCAGGCAUUGGUACAGCUAGGAACACCAAAUCAACUGCAACAACCACAGCCCCUUAUGUCACUACCAGGACAAGGUAACUCUGUGGUUAAAGUUCUCACUGGAGGUGAUGAACUACCUCAACAGAUACCAACUAUAGGUGGCAGUAUGCCCAUCAAACCUUUAUCUCAAGCCAAACCAUUCCUCAUGCAAAGUCCCAGAUCUUCAACUGCUAAAGCGCCGAUUAAACGGAAAAUAAUGAUGAGUUCUGGAAAUAAACAGCUGAAAAUCCACAAGGUGGUGAAGAUGCAGCCAAAACAACAACAGCCACAGCCACAGCCAGAAAGGAAAGUAGUAACUAACCCUAAGAAUGGUGCUCCAAUGUCUUUUAGAAUGGUAGCCAUUGAUGGUUUGCCAUCUAACGUGGGUAAAGAUAAAUUAUUGGAGAUGCUUAAAUCAAGUGGAACAGUAGAGACACUUCAGAUUAUUCCAAGUCAGCACAAAGCCCUGGCACGUUACUUGAGACAAGAACAUGCUGAAGCAUUUCAGAAAAAAUAUCAUAGUUGGGUAUUGAUGGGAAAGUAUGCCCUAACGUCACAUCCCAUUGGCCUAAAAAGUGAGUAUGCAGCAAAUUGUUGGGUUAUCAACCAAUCUGAUAAAGUGUUAUGUAUAAAAGAUGAAGAUACAAGAUACAUAAGAUUUGAUGAAGAUGCUGCUGCACACAGAUGA
This is a messenger RNA of Saccoglossus kowalevskii, 3130 nucleotides long. RefSeq lists its product as uncharacterized. The record is from RefSeq and is a predicted model, not a curated record. Gene Ontology annotation, molecular function: RNA binding. NCBI's taxonomy places the organism in Eukaryota, Metazoa, Hemichordata, Enteropneusta, Harrimaniidae.